Molecule: messenger RNA, 847 nt
Organism: Perkinsus marinus ATCC 50983
Lineage: Eukaryota; Perkinsozoa; Perkinsida; Perkinsidae
Exons: 7
Coding region: 202-687 (161 amino acids)
Source: RefSeq, a predicted model, not a curated record
CGAUGGCCACUCCUGUUCUCGACAUGUUAGAAGGGUCAGACUCCGGUCACGAUAAAGGUGGCCGCAGUCUUUCUCUGAGCUCCGUCGACGAGUCCUACAUCACUCACAGUGGCCUUCCCAGAAGGUCCAAAAGCGACACUACUUGUCCGUCCCCAAGCGUCCACGGUACCCUCACUAACCACUGCCGCAGUUGUCUCGACGAUGACCCUACCGAUGGUCGUCGGGACUGGACGUCGUAUCAAGACCAACAACACGAUUCGAGCUGGUGUGAGAAGGCUAUCAACGCCCCCUGCUUUACGCCCACUUCCAUAUGGACCCCAACCGUCGCCGACAGUGCCUCUACCGAUGAGUACCAACCUCAAUAUUAUGGUGAAGUCGACGCUCAUCCUCAUCUACAUCGAAGAAGGUCGCCAAGCCAUACCACUCCUCCGACACUUUCCGAAGGUGGAGGAGGUUACAUGUAUUACAGUACCGUACGCACCCCGGCCCAGUCCAGCCUGCCUUCGCCACUCAACUGUACGACCCCCAGCGGCACCGCUGCGAGCACAGUCACCCGAAGCAAGACUCCCCUCUACAUCAGUGACCACCUGCCUGAUGUCGUUACCACACCUCCGUCUCAUCCAAGACAACAACAACAGGAGGACUCCUCUGAUAUCACUCGUUUCCGCGGCCAACUCCGCGAACUAGGUGUACACGAUCCGCAAGAACAACUGGUCACCGCUCGCCUGUUGAUAACCACCGCUAAAGGAGUCGAUGAGCUUUCUCGAAGACUCGGGAGGCCCGUUGUGGGGGAGCUCAUGCAGUUGUUGCUUUCUUCGGAGAGAGCACUGGGAGAAGGGGUGAGCUC